GCUAGGAACCUUCCUCCCCGGUGCUUGUUUCCCCUGGUGGAGGCGGACGAGUCGCUGAAGGAGCAAACCAAAAUGGCGAGCCAAGAGGAGUCAGUGAGGGAGUUCGUCGCUGUUACAGAUGUGGACGAGGAGAGGGCCCGCUUCUUCCUGGAGUCCGCCGGCUGGAACCUACAGCUUGCACUCGCCAGUUUCUUUGAGGAUGGAGCUGAUGACGACAUAGUGACGCUUCCUCAACCUGAGUUGGGCUCCUCAGUGUCCCGAUCUGCUGGGCCAAGCGCUCAGCCCAGAGUGACCUCCUUCAGAGAUCUGAUGCAUGAGGCAGAGGAGGAGAGUGAUGAGGAGGAAGGCCAAAGGUUUUUUGCGGGGGGAUCAGAGCGCAGCGGGCAGCAGAUCGUUGGGCCUCCCAAGAAGAAGAGCUCCAAUGAAGUGGUGGAGGAUUUGUUCAAGGGGGCCAGGGAACAUGGGGCUGUGCCUCUGGACCGGCCUGGGAGAGGGCCAGGAGAGUCCAGCAAAGCCAAGGCUUUCAUUGGUGGAGGCUACAGGCUAGGAGCAGCUCCCGAGGAGGAGUCAGCCUAUGUGUCUGGAGAGAGGCAUGGUGCCAAAAGCCAGCAGGAUGUACACGUGGUGCUGAAGCUGUGGAAGACGGGUUUCAGUCUGGAUAACGGUGAGCUCAGAAACUACAGCGAUCCUGGAAAUGCCAACUUCCUUGAGGCGAUCAGGAGGGGGGAGAUUCCCCUAGAGCUGAGGCAGCGGUCUCGAGGGGGCCAGGUCAACCUAGACAUGGAGGACCACAGGGACGAGGACUUCUCCAAACCCAAGAUGGCCUUCAGGGCCUUUGGAGGCGAAGGACAGAAGUUGGGAAGUGCCACCCCAGAGUUGACUACAGCUCCGGCCACCUCCCAACAUGACCAGUCUGCCAACGAGGCCGAAGCCACCGCCUCUGUGUCCCUUGACUCCUCCCAGCCCGUCACUAACAUUCAGAUCCGACUGGCCGACGGCGGCAGGCUGGUCCAACGAUUCAACCACACCCACAGGGUGUCUGACAUUCGCCAGUUUUUGGUGGGGGCCCGGCCCGCCAUGGCCGCCAGGGAGUUUGUUCUCAUGACCACCUUCCCCAACAAGGAGCUGACGGACGAGAGCGAGACGCUGGAGCAGGCCAACCUCCUCAACGCUGUCAUCGUCCAGCGACUAAAUUGAGGGGGAGAGUAAGAGCACCCUCCCCCUUUCCCUCCCCCCCCCGGUGGUGUGGCUGAGUAACGGCAGCCCUGUGAAACCUGCUGCCCCUUCUGAGGGAGGAGAAAACACAGACUUAUGAUGUAUGGACUUCUAAUUUCUGAUUUUUGUUUUUCUAAAGUACAACAUAACAUUCUGCCCCCCCCCCGCCCCUCCCUGGUCUGUGGUCUGUGAUGGGUGGUAAUGACCCAAAGACCCAGCAGCAGUCCAGCUCCCUGCACAGAUGUUCACUAACCCGGCUCUCCCUUCCUUUAACUUGCUCCCAAACUUUUCCUCUUCUAUUAACCUUAAUGUGGCCCCUUCAGCUAUGUUUACUAUCAGCUGCUGGGGCCUCACCAGACCCAUGCAGCGGCAGACUCGACAGCACAAACCAGAACCACAUAAGGAAUACUAGUCUUAUUAAGGUAGAAGUACACAUUGAUAAUGUGGUUUUGUACUAGUUUCCAUUUCUCUCCACAUAUUGGUUUUGGAGAGAGAAGUGUAAUAGUGUAACAAAACUCUGAGGGGAUCCGAUACCAGUAGCCUUACGCUCCGUUAUUCACCUCCAGAACCACACCUGUCCCUUUGCUCUAAUGAAGAUGGAAUUAUUUUUUUAAACUGCCUCUCCCCCCUCCCCCCCAUUUUUUUCCUUUACAGACUGUAGGAUUGUCCCAGAUAGACAGUGGCAUUUUGAUAUUGUGUAACAUAAAAACCGUUACACAUGGCUUUAUUGUCAAACCAAUGGUUGAGCAAAAGAACAUUUAGAUUGUAAACACUGGUUUGUAGAAGUGGAAGUUGAAUUCCUUUGACACACUGACAUCUUCUAUGCAUCCUGGGGCAGAACGCAGAAAAAUGUUUGGACCUCUGGUGAAAUAAAUCCAUUUUAUGGUUGAUGUAUAAAGAA
Messenger RNA from Sebastes umbrosus (honeycomb rockfish), 2116 nucleotides. RefSeq names its product NSFL1 (p97) cofactor (p47) (gene nsfl1c). Gene Ontology annotation, cellular component: nucleus; cytosol. Gene Ontology annotation, biological process: Golgi organization; membrane fusion; autophagosome assembly. Lineage: Eukaryota; Metazoa; Chordata; Actinopteri; Perciformes; Sebastidae. The transcript is spliced from 9 exons. Bases 73 to 1197 code for a protein of 374 amino acids. The record is from RefSeq and is a predicted model, not a curated record. Gene Ontology annotation, molecular function: ubiquitin binding.